AUGGCAGGGCCCGCACACGGCGCAGAGCAGGUACCUACGUACCAUGCGCGUUCAUGAUGAGAAUCUGGGUCGAGGUCCGGCGGCAGGUGUUCCGUCCUCCCUCUCUGUCUAUUGCGCAGAUCCCUGGCGCUCUACGUGCUGAAUGCAAACUCCCGACCAUCGAAAAACUCCCAGUAAGCGAAUUCCAAGUCUUGCAAGUAACACUCUAUCUCCAUCCCUGCUGCAGGCCUCGCUCCGUUUGUCCCGCGAGUUGUUGGCGCGCAUCUUUGGCUUCCAGCCGAUCGAAGAGCUCGCUCGGCUGCGGCAAGGGCUUGGAGUGCGUCUGUACGUCCAGGCGACAGCUGGAUACACCCACCUGACGAUCACCGCCGACCGAUGGGCAGCUUCCUGCACAUUCCUGGGGAAGGGGGCGACUGUGUGGGAGAAGAUGUCGGUGGCCGCGGCCUUUGCCCUCGGGCAGCGUGCGACUCGUCUGAAGGAGCUGACAGUGCUGUAUCCUGCUUUCAAGUACCGGUAUUGGUGUUGUGGCGUCAAGGACGAGGACCUCACGUGGUGCAUGGACAAGUGGGUCUCGAUCGUGGAGGGCAACGCAACGCCUCGGAAGCCAGGGAAGGCCCCGGGCCAGAAGGGGACCGUCUCGUCGGCGGCCAGUCUGGAGGUGCUCCGCUUUCAAGAGCGGAAAAGUGUUGUGAGGCGUCGAAGCGAGGCGGAGUCCCUUCCCCCCCUUCGGUCGUCUCCCCUCCACCUCCCCGCCCUCAAGAGCAUCGUCGGCAUACACGCCUGCGUCGCGAGGACUCUUGCAGAUCGCCGAUGGCUGGCCCCUGCCCUGUCCACACUCACCUUUCAGGGUAGCAACCUGGUCUAUGAGCGCAGUGGGGUGGAGUACUUCAUCUCCAAGAGCGAUGGCAGCCUGGCGGUGCUCGAUUAUAACGAUUACGACGAUAGAUGGACGGAGGCGAAGCAGAGCAUCUCCGACAUGCUCCGGGCUGUCCACAGGUCGGUCCACGGCAGUUUCUCGCUUGCGCAGACCGCCAGCCUUCUUAGUGUCCUGCCGAAGGGCCGCGUGCUGGCGCAACUCCGGCGCCUGUGGCCGAUCGACGUGCACCGUGUUCACGAUGCUGCGGACGCAUGGGAGCUUAGGAAGGUGCUCUAUGAGCGAGGGUGCCGCAAGGCGCUUGCUGGGCUCGAGCUGAGGUUUCAAGUGAAACAGCUGAGCAAGAGCGAUAUCCCCCUUGUCGAGUCGAUCGCAGCCCUCGUGUAAGGGCACAAAGACAGCGACGCAUUGCCAUGCGUGAUACAUGGAUGAUUGGCUGGCUGCAUUGAGUCGUGUCUGGUUGCCGAUGAGUUGUCGAAGCCGCAACUGAAGGGCAUUUGCGUCCUGAAUUACCACGAUAUCUACUGGAAUCAUCUGCAGGUGAUUCAACUACACCUUUCGGUGGGCUCGUCUACUAUGCAUUGCCUGUGCAGAUGGAUGCCGAGCUGGCCUUGUGGGGCCUCACCCAACCACCGAUCGUCAAACAAGUCGUCAACAGUAUGCGAAAAUCAACAGAGACACAGAGCGCUGCACGACAAAGACACAGACAUCUGAAUGUGUGCGUGUGCAGCGUUUGCGAGCAUCGCCAAGCGCGUCGUGUACGUCCAGUCACCGGCUGCUGUCCCCUCCUCCCAUACUCCAGCCGAUAUUGCCGCUCUCAAUUUCAAGGAGGGGCUGAGCUUCCACCUGGACAGCGAUGGAGACAUGCCCAAAGAUGAGAUUACCGUGGCGACUGGCAUCGCAUGCAGACUCUCAAAGUAAGGGCGAGGAGACACAAGAUGGCUAGCACCCCUUGCUGAGAUGCCUGUGUGUCUUGUCUCGUGUGCUGUCAUUCACACAGGCUGCACAUGGUCGUUUUCCGUGGCGCUGAUGGGAGUUCAGGCGCCUCUCCGAUCGUGGCGAGACGAUUUCUGUCUGCGCUCGAGUUGGCUUCUCCCCCUGGCAGCGCGCCAUCCUCAUCGAGAGACUCCUCCCCCAACCGAGUGGUGGGGACGGUGGAUAUCAAGGCGGCGGCAUCCUCCCUCGGCGAGCUCAACUGGGGAGAGCAUGACAAGCGCGACGAAGGCCUACCCACCAUCAAAAGGAUCAACAUCGAGGUUGUAGGUACGGCCAAGUCAGGGAAUCCUCCAAUCAUAUAGGUGACGUCGCAUGUCUCUUUCAGGCGACCUGCCGGAGGGGAUGUCUGUCGAGGCCUUCGAAUGUGCGCUGGUUGAGACGAUGCUGUCUCUCAAGUCGCUCAACGGCUGCAAGACCGUGGAGGCCAACGUGAAAGACCAAACUGCUGCAUUCUACGAGGAUCUCAAGGCGCAGUGCGAUGACGAACAAUCGUGCCUCUCGCGGGCCGACCUGCCGUCGAGUGUAAAGGCGAUAUACCUCCCGCAGUCUUGGAGGAACUAUUUCACACUGAGAGGUACGCGCGGAAGGGAAUGAACGUGGGAAUGAGUGGCGGCCAUAAUGUCAUUCGUUUUCCUACGUUUCCAGUUGGAGAAAGCUAUUACUUUGAGUCCGACUGGCGGUGA
Messenger RNA from Vitrella brassicaformis, 2553 nucleotides. Lineage: Eukaryota; Vitrellaceae. The record is from the annotation of a GenBank genome assembly.